This is a messenger RNA of Ilex paraguariensis (yerba mate), 198 nucleotides long. Lineage: Eukaryota; Viridiplantae; Streptophyta; Magnoliopsida; Aquifoliales; Aquifoliaceae. The record is from the annotation of a GenBank genome assembly.
UGUGGCACGACUAGCAACCCUUGCCGGUGCAAGGUGUUCGGCCCAACACUUGGGUUCCUGGCGUUUGUGGCGACGGCGAUUGUGGAGUGGCCGGUGGGUGCUCUGGUGUACUGCUUUCGCCGGACGAAGGGUCGCCGCCUCAUGGCUCAUCCGGCCACCGUGGUUUAUCCGUCCGUUGCUAGUGCAAUUCCCAUUUGA